AUGGCCACACCAUGGACACCGCAGUCCAACGAGAUCUCCAAUUUGUCGUUGGAGCAUGCGCGUGCUAUUCUCCACGCCCUGUGCCAAGAGAGGAAAACCAAGGCCAAAGUGCUCGACCUCGCGAGAAAAUUAAAGCACCAGGAGACCCUUAGGCAAGCGCAGGCAUCCGCCAAGCCGGCCCGACCGCUUGCCAUAUGUGUUGAAUGUCGUGAAGUAUUUGACCCCAAUACUUCCGGUCCGCGUGACUGUUUCUAUCACCCAGGCUACCUGGAAGUCGACGACGAAGGCGGCUUUUGGGCGGACCAUGAUGAAGACUGUCACGGUAAAAUUGAUACUGACGAAAUGCGUGAGGAGUUCCCCGAUGGCUUCAGAUGGGACUGCUGCGGCCAAACUGGAGAUGCAGAAGGGUGUCACCGAGGCGCGCACCAAUCUGAUCAACUUGUGAGCAAGGACGGCAUCUCGGCGAAUCAGUACGAGAGCGACGAAGAGGAAGAUGACGACAACGAAGAUGAAGACGAGAACGAAGAGGACGAAGAGGACGAAGCUCAAGAGGAGAAGGGCGAGGACCCGGAAGUCGUCAUCGUGGAAGAGAGACAAGUGGUUAACAAGCGCAAAGCUGAUGACAGCUUUGAAGUCUCGGUAUAUGCCCAGAAUUCGAAGAGGGAUCGUUGGUAA
Molecule: messenger RNA, 675 nt
Organism: Colletotrichum siamense
Lineage: Eukaryota; Fungi; Ascomycota; Sordariomycetes; Glomerellales; Glomerellaceae
Exons: 2
Coding region: 1-675 (224 amino acids)
Source: RefSeq, a predicted model, not a curated record